AUGAGCAACACAGCAUUGUACUCGGACUCCAAGGGGGGCAGCCCCAACAUAGAAAGUGCAGUCAUAGCCUCCGAAGAUGUGGAAGCCGAUGCAUCAGCUCCAAUCACCUUCAACGAGCAAACGAACUAUGUCCCCCGGAAGAAAAUCAUCACAAUCUUCCUAGCAUGUUCAACAGUCGACCUAAUAGCAAUCAUGGACCAGACAACAUUAGCGGCCAGUCUCUCGAUCAUAGGCGAAGCGCUUGACGCCAGCGACAAAACCUCGUGGAUCUCGAGUGGCUACUUUGUCACAUCAACAUGCUUCCAGCUCCUCUACGGCCGCCUCUCCGACGUCUGGUCCCGCAAGCACGUCCUCUACGCCGGGCUCGCGAUCUUCUUCCUCGGCUCGCUCGCCUCCUCCCUCGCGCAGACGGCGACCCAACUGAUCAUCUUCCGGGCCUUCACCGGCAUCGGCGGCGGCGGGCUCGUGACGGUCGUGCAGCUGAUCGUCAGCGACGUCGUGCCUCUCCGCACCCGCGGAAAGUACCAAGGCAUCUUGGGGGCUGUGGUCGCGCUGUCCAACGGCCUGGGCCCGAUCAUCGGGGGCCUGCUGGCGACGCACGCCUCGUGGCGGUGGAUCUUCCGGCUCAACCUGCCCCUCACGGCGCUGACGGUGUGCUGCGUGGUCUUCUUCCUCCCGCUGCGCAAAGUCACGGGGGACUGGAAGCGCAAACUCCGCGCCAUCGACUUCUUCGGCGCGCUGCUCGCACUAGGCGGUACAUCGCUGGUACUGCUGGGCCUGACCUGGGGCGGCGGGGAGCGGCCCUGGCGCUCGGCGCCGGUCGUCGGGACCAUCGCCGGCGGCGGGGUGGGGUGUCUCGCGUUCGUGGGCUGGCAGUGGAAGGGCACGGCGUACCCGCUGGUGCCGAUGCACAUCUUCCGGUCCGGGAUUGUCAACGGCGCGUGCAUCACCAUGUUCCUGCACGGGUGGAAUAUCCUGGUGCAACUGUACUACAUCCCGGUGUUUUACCAGCUGGCGAUGGGGUACUCGGCCCUCCGGGCGGCGGCGAUGCUGCUGCCGAUCACCAUCAUGGCCUCGGUCAGCAGCACGCUCUCCGGCCUGGUGGUGCACUGGCUGGGUCGGUACCGGGAGCCCAUCCUCUUCGGCUGGGUCGCCUGGGCAGUUGGACUAGGGCUGUUCUCGACCCUCGAUGCGUCGUCCUCGGGGUUAGGCAAGCAGAUCGGAUAUGCGCUGUUGACCGGUGUGGGCCUAGGGAACACACUGCAGCCAGCCCUAAUCGCAAUCCAAGCGGGUGUCGCGCGACGCGAUAUGGCCGUAACAACAUCCUUCAGGAACUUCACGCGCAACCUAGGAGGAACCCUAGGCCUCGCGGUCGCCGGGACGAUACUAUCCAACCUCCUCACCCAAGCAUCCACCUCCUUCCCCCUCACCCCAUCGGACAGGACCACCUUCCUCCGCAACCCAACAGCCUACCUCGCCAACCUCCCGGCCACCGACGCCGCCCAGCUCCGUGCCGCCAUCCUCCCGAUCUACCAGCAGGCCUUCCGGGUCAUCUUCCGAAUCGGGGCGGGGAUGGCGGCCGUCGCGGUGGUGGUGGUGUGGGCUCUGAUUCCGCAGGUGGCGCUUGAGCGGGAGGUGGAGGGUUCUUCACCCCAAGAGGAGCGGGGGGGCUGA
Molecule: messenger RNA, 1674 nt
Organism: Aspergillus brunneoviolaceus CBS 621.78
Lineage: Eukaryota; Fungi; Ascomycota; Eurotiomycetes; Eurotiales; Aspergillaceae
Product: putative MFS drug transporter
Exons: 7
Coding region: 1-1674 (557 amino acids)
Biological process (GO): transmembrane transport
Molecular function (GO): transmembrane transporter activity
Source: RefSeq, a predicted model, not a curated record